ACCGGGGUUGGAGGAGAUGGUGCACGUGAAGGAUUUGAGCAAAGAGAGAGAACCGGUCCCGGCUUUAUGCACAGGGCGCGAUCACAUCUCCAGUUCCUAACCACGUAGACCUGAAGUCUACUCCAGAUUAAACGUACCUUGUGAGGACCUUUCGCAAGCCUUUCUUCAACUGAACAUUCUCGCUUUCCCCCACCCGGCACGGCCUCUAUUUUUCUCAUCCCGUUUAAGUCUCCUGCCUUUUAUUGAUUUUGUUCGUCCUGACUUUAGCGCCAGUUUGGGAUGGAUUCUUGAAGACAUUCGCUCUUGAUUACCUGAGAACCUGAUAUACACCAGUGCUGGAUGAAUCAUGAUAUCAAGAUGGCAGUUUAUAAACAUGGUCAGCUGAUUCCUUCUCUAGAAGAUGUAAAGCUCAGAAGACCAGUGAUAACCGAAAUCAUAGAAAAGAAGUUUGAAUACUAUAGAAAAGAGACUUUAAACAUAGGUGGAACUUUAGUCUUUGGAGCAAGUGGGAGUUUGUCUGGAAUACUUGCAAACUUAAUUUUCAGAAACAGCUUCAAGGUUCAGUAUGAAGCUUUGAAGACCUAUGCAUCCUUGACCACACUUCCAUUUUUGGCUACCAUCGUUACUUACAAGCUCUUUGUAACUGACCCUUUGCAUUCAGAUAACAUAAGCAAGGAAAGCUGUGUUUUGAGAAGUUCGCUGAUUGGCGUAGCAUGUGGUUUUUCAUAUCCCAGUGCUUUGGCUUUUUAUAAAAAUGGACGUUUGGCAGUUAAGUAUCACACUGUUCCACUGCCACCAAGAGGAAGAGUUAUGCUCCAUUGGUUACUCCUUUGUCAGACUGGGAUGAAAGCAAUGGCCAUUCCUCUACUCUUUCAGGUGUUAUUUGGAGUGUUUCAUGGCUUACGCCACUAUACUAUAUAUGAAAGACAUGCAAACAGUGUUCGUGAAGAUUAAUCAAAGAAUCAGUGGAGGCCAAUUCAGCAGAAUGGAUCAUUUUAUAAUAAGGACUUGGGCACUGGUCAAACAAUGAAAAGUAACUCUGUUCCUUUUGCCUAGUAUUUAUUAGAUCUCAGUAAAUAUAAAUGUGAAACAAA
Messenger RNA from Psammomys obesus (fat sand rat), 1094 nucleotides. It is a transcript of the gene Tmem126b, whose product is annotated as transmembrane protein 126B. The coding region runs from base 340 to 954 and encodes 204 amino acids. NCBI's taxonomy places the organism in Eukaryota, Metazoa, Chordata, Mammalia, Rodentia, Muridae. The transcript has 5 exons. Gene Ontology annotation, biological process: mitochondrial respiratory chain complex I assembly. Gene Ontology annotation, cellular component: mitochondrion. The record is from RefSeq and is a predicted model, not a curated record.